AUGUGGGGCUCCCAGGAGCUGCUUCCCCUCUGGUUCCUGGUCCUGGCAGCAGGCGGCACGGAGCACGUCUACCGGCCUGGACGCAGGGUGUGUGUCGUCGGGGCUCCCCAGGGCCCUGUGUCCGAGUCUUUCGUGCAGCGUGUAUACCAGCCCUUCCUCACCACCUGCGAUGGGCACCGAGCCUGCAGCACCUACCGGACCCUCUACAGGACCGCCUACCGCCGCCGCCCUGGGCCGGCCCCUGCCCGGCCUCGCUACGCCUGCUGCCCUGGCUGGAAGCGGACCGGCGGGCUGCCAGGGGCCUGUGGGGCAGCAAUAUGCCAGCCACCAUGUCAGAAUGGAGGGAGCUGUGUCCAGCCUGGCCGCUGUCACUGCCCUGCAGGAUGGCGGGGCGACGCCUGCCAGACAGAUGUGGACGAGUGCCGCGCCGGAGGGGGCGGCUGUCCCCAGCACUGUGUAAACACGGCGGGCAGUUACUGGUGCCGGUGUCGGGAGGGCCACUGGCCAUCUGUGGACGGGGCAGUCUGCCUGCCUGAGAGAGGGGCCCCCAGGGUGACCCCAGGCCCUGCGACAGGAGCAGACAGUGAGGUGAAGGAGGAAGUACAGAGGCUCCAGUCAAGGGUGGAUGUGCUGGAGCAGAAGCUGCAGCGCGUGCUGGCCCCACUGCACGGCCUGGCCUCGCGCGCCCUGGAGCGCGGGCUCCCUGACCCGGGCAGCCUCCUGGCCCACUCCCUCCAGCAGCUGGACCGCAUCGACUCUCUGAGCGAGCAGAUCUCCUUCCUGGAAGAGCAGCUGGGCUCCUGUUCUUGCAAGAAGGAGGUGUGA
Molecule: messenger RNA, 825 nt
Organism: Rangifer tarandus platyrhynchus (Svalbard reindeer)
Lineage: Eukaryota; Metazoa; Chordata; Mammalia; Artiodactyla; Cervidae
Source: the annotation of a GenBank genome assembly